Molecule: messenger RNA, 1647 nt
Organism: Penicillium cataractarum
Lineage: Eukaryota; Fungi; Ascomycota; Eurotiomycetes; Eurotiales; Aspergillaceae
Product: putative MFS transporter
Exons: 4
Coding region: 1-1647 (548 amino acids)
Biological process (GO): biotin import across plasma membrane
Cellular component (GO): membrane
Molecular function (GO): biotin transmembrane transporter activity; solute:proton symporter activity; dethiobiotin transmembrane transporter activity
Source: RefSeq, a predicted model, not a curated record
AUGUCAGUCGAGGGGGCUCAGGCUGCCGUCGGCACAAGCAAGGAUUUCCCUUCUGAAGAUGUCUAUGAGCCACAACAGGCUCUCUCGGAAUCUACAGAGAUGGAUGACCUCGAGCCGGACGAGUUUAGUGUCGAGAACAUUGAACGAAUCUAUAGAAAACUGGACUGGCGCAUUAUCCCCGCCUUCUGGGUUCUCUACUUUAUGUGCUCGGCCAUCCGCUCCAAUGUUGGUCUGGCGCAGACAAUGAACGCAGACUCUGGUCACGACCUUGCCCAGGUGUUGCAUCUGACUCCCCACCAGAUCUCAACUGGUUUGGCCUUGUUCUACGUUUGCUAUGUUGUGUUUGAUCUGCCUUCGAAUUUGGUCAUGACCCGUCUUAGUCCCCAUGUGUGGAUGAGCCGUAUCGUGAUUAGCGUUGGAUUGAUUGGUACCUGCAUGGUAGCGAUGAAAGCAGCCUGGAGCUUCUAUCUGCUUCGCCUGCUUCUCGGUAUCGUCGAGGCUGGCUUAUGGCCCGGCAUGACCUACUAUCUCACGCUCUUCUACCCGCCUUCGCGCAUUGGAAAGCGUAUUGGCCAGUACUUCACUGCUGCCCAGGUCUCUGCGGCUGUAGUCGGCCUCGUCUCUGCCGGUUUCCAAGAGAUGGAUGGCGCCAAGGGCUACGUCGGAUUCCAGUGGAUGUUCCUGAUCUAUGGUGUUAUCACUAUUGCUUUGGGAUUCGCCCAGCUCUGGUGGCUGCCAGACCGGCCCGUUGCACCUGGCGCGUCCGAGCCCGAGCGUCCUAAGAUGUUGCGCUGGCUGCCGCAGAGCCGACCUGCAUUGACUGGCCGGGAUGCGGUGAUUCACUACCACGAUAUGAAACGCGUUUACCACAACUCGAAGUGGACUUUGCGGGACCUGCUCCAUGUGUUUAUGGACUGGAGACUUUGGCCGCUGUUGGUCAUGUACUUUGGCGUUGUGGGUGUUGGUAUCGGUGUUCAGCUGUAUGCGAACGUGAUCAUCAAGGCGAUCAACCCGUCUCUGAAUGGAGUCGACCUCAGCCUGCUGACAGCUCCUAUCUGGAUUAUGGACCUUAUCGCUAUUCUCCUUGUUACCCCCUUCUCGGAUCGUUUCCACCGCCACCGCGCUCUCUUCUUCUCAAUCCCCGUUCUACUCCAGAUCCUGGGCCUACUGCUGACCAGCUAUGCCGGAACUGAGGAGAAUCCCUGGCCGCGGUACGGUGGUCUUCUGAUCGUCGGAUUUGGCCUUGGCCCAACUGUGCCCAUCACCAUGACGUGGACUGCAGAGAUCUUCCAACCACGCCAUGGAGAGGUCGGUGUAGCAGCUGCUUCUGCAGUCGUCUCGGGAUGGGGUAAUCUGGGCAGUAUCUUGACUACCUACGCCUUGUACUCGGGCUGGAAGAGUGACUACGAGGCACCUGGACGACAGAAGUACCGAAAGAGUAACUUGGUUAUGGUCGGUAUUCUGAUUGCGAGUAUCCUUGCUGCGGUUCUAAUGCAGAUCUUGCUUCGGUUGGUGGAUGGUCGUAGUAGCCAGACCGAAGAGGAAGUCGAUGGUGCUGCUCGUCGUGAGGUGCAGCAGCGUGGUCUGCAGGGGCUGGGAGCUGGGGCUCGACGGUGGUUGGGACGCGGCAAGGUUGACCGCAAGUAA